AUGACAAAUAAUUCAACUGAUGAAGUUAAUGGAGGGCUACCUGCGAAUCCUAGUGCUAAUGAAGGGAGAGUUGGGCAAAUGGACUUACAAGAUCAUGAACGGGGUAAUCUUAUGGAUAGCACUGAUGGUGCAUCAGUAGGGUUUGGCCCUUGGAACAUGGUGGUUGGUAGAAAUGGCUUAAAAAAGGUAGUCUCCAAUGACAAUGGAAAGAAAGUACAAGGAAAACCUUCUGUUGUUCAAGUCCCAACAGGGUCACGAUUUGAUAUUCUUCGACAGAAUGACUCAGGGACUGUGAAGGAGGCUUCUAACGAUGCUCGAAAUGAGCCUGUAACAACUGAGACUAUUUUUGGUAAUCAUGAUUUCAUGCAAGGGUUGGGGAAGCAGUUGGAUAGUUCAACUAAGGAAGCUAAUGAUGCAAAAGAGAAGCAUGCUAUUGCUAAUGGAAAAAAGAAAAUAGGCAGACCAAAAAAAUCUCUCAACAACGUCAUUGACUCUAAGGUAAGUGCAGCCCAAAAUGGUGACGUCUCAGGACCUAAGACCAAACUCUGUGAGACAGGAGUAGCUGUUUCCAAAACCCCUAGGUCGAAGGCUAGAAUAGCUUACAAGUUGCCUGCUCCAAUUUUGCACCACCAUACUUAUGUGCAUGCACAUAGUAAUAAGGAGGGAAACACUGCAAACGGAAGUUUGAUGAAUAUGCAGGUUGUGGUGCCUAAUGUUGAAUCCAGUCUCACAUUUAGGCAUUAA
Messenger RNA from Prunus armeniaca (apricot), 744 nucleotides. Lineage: Eukaryota; Viridiplantae; Streptophyta; Magnoliopsida; Rosales; Rosaceae. The record is from the annotation of a GenBank genome assembly.